Molecule: messenger RNA, 2579 nt
Organism: Candoia aspera
Lineage: Eukaryota; Metazoa; Chordata; Lepidosauria; Squamata; Candoiidae
Gene: GTSE1
Product: G2 and S-phase expressed 1
Exons: 11
Coding region: 168-2255 (695 amino acids)
Cellular component (GO): microtubule cytoskeleton; cytoplasmic microtubule
Molecular function (GO): microtubule binding
Source: RefSeq, a predicted model, not a curated record
CAGAAAUUUCUUAUAUGGAUGUGUCAGUAUUAUAACAGUUAGUUCUUUGAACUGACCAUUUUUAUCAUUGCUGCUCAGUUAUUUUUUGGCAAAACAAUGGGCUAACGUGAUAGUUUAAUAGUUUAAUUCCUAACAUAUGAGAUGUGAAAUUGUUUUGCAGUGACACCAUGGAAGAUGGAAAAACACUGCAUUCAGAAUGUAAAGCAGCAGAUGUUCAUCUCAGUGAUUUUCACUUCCUGACUGACGAAAAAUUUGAUUUUGACCUUUCACUGUCUCCCGCAAGUGAAAAUGAAGAUGAGGUUUUUAUUGGAUCAAUGGGCCACAAAGAAAAAUGCAUUGCUGUGUCUCUUGAAACCCAUGAAGAGAGUGAAAAUAACAUUCCAUCACUCAGAGAUGACCUGGCAUGGAGCCCUCCUGCUGGAGGCAAAUUUGUGGAAAUAUUUAAAGAAGCUCACCUGCUAGCUCUCCAACUUAAAAGUGGAAGCAAAACAAAGAAAAACAAUACUGUCCAUCCAGGGGAGGAAAAGACAGAGGUUUUUGAAAAAUUUGUGAAAGAAUCAAAGUCAAAACUGAAAAUCCUUGAAAAAGGAAUAGUGACAGAUAAAACCCCAACAGCCAUUAGAAGAGAGACAUACUGUAUAUGGGAAAGUCCAAGUGGGCAACUGCUGCCUUCAAUUCAGAAGCGUUUAGGGCAACCUGUCACAAUAACGGACAGCUCUCAUUCUCCCCAAAUGCCUCUGAACACAUCAAGUCCUGCUAUAACAGAUAAACUACCUGAAAUGCCUACUGUACCCUCGGCCCAUGCAAAGAACGACACAAACCUUAAAAAAAGAAGCGAAUUUCAGACUGUAAAAACACCACCUGCAUUUAGAAAUAACAGUUACUUAGCAGUAGGAGAGCCCAAACAAGGGAAAUUGCCUAGUCCUUCCAACAGGAUUUCUUCAAAUAGUAUGGGGUUGUCUGAAGAUUUGCUCUCUGACAAAUCAAGCAUAGCUUCGGAUGCAGGCGAAUCAUCAUUUUCUACCAGUUCAUCCAUGCAAAGCAAGAAAACUCUUCCAACUCCCAGCAAGCUGGGAAUGAAGACAAAGCAACUGAAACCUCCUAAUAAUAUUCAUAUGCGAAGAAAUACUUCAUCCUCCUCCUCCUCCUCCAUUUCCAGCAUGAAUUCAAGUUUGAAUUCAAGUCUGUCAAUUUCUCCUAAAACAGGAAAUGUGAAACCAAGUGUUACAAAAGCUCCUGCAGACAUCUCCAGGCACUGUUCUGGAACAAGCAAGAUUUCCAUAGUUAAACCUAUGAAAGGAUUUUCAGUGAAUGCUGCCCACUCUGAUGCAUCUGGAAAGCAACCCACACCCAAAUGUGGUGUUAAAGGAAAUCCUGUGAAUAUACCCAAAUAUAAAGCUACCCUGACAUCUGAGACUGCAAGCAGUAAGUUGCAGAAAGGAGGUUCAUAUCCUAGUCUUCAGACAUUAUUACCGAAAAACACACUGGGCAAUGCAAGUUCAAGUCCUAAAUUUAACUCUAAAACAGCACCUCCAAACUUAAAGAGAGAUGCAUUUUCAGAAAAUGAAGCCACCAGAGUAUUGCAAUCAAAUCCUGUACUAUCUUGUAGCAACAUUGGAAGCAAUAUUGCAGUUUCCCCACCUGUCAAACCAUUAGAAGGAACUGUACUAAAAUCCUGUUCUACUGUGAAGCCUACCUUACGGACUCCGAACAUAAGGCAUUCUACAUUGCCUACCCCUGUUGGUCGACGUACCUCAGGAAUUCCAACACUCACUCCCAAAACAGUGCCCAGAACAAUGACUUCUCCUAAUCUUUUAGCUCUUCGUCGUGUCUCCAGUGUGUCUUCUAAAAAGAAUCCAGGAAUUAGUUCUAAAUGUGUGAAUGAGAACAAUACAUGGGUGUCUUCAAGCUCAUCUUCAACAGGAGACUUAUCUCCGCCACAGGCUAUAGCCAUUGCACUUGAUUUUUCACCAGAUAAACCUUUUAUUGAAAUAGACCAAGACAUGACUAAAAAAGGGAAAGUAGCAGAAGUAAUACCAGCUAAGGAGAGCUUGUUGAUAGAAUUUGAAACAGAUAAAACACCAGUUGCCAUCCAGGAAUGUGAAAACAAACCUCUCAUCGAUCUUUUUAACACUCCCGAAAUUAUUAAAGCCCCUCCAUUGAAACUUGCAGGGCAGCUAAUAGAUCUGAGCUCUCCUUUGAUGAAACUAAGUCCUGAAGAAAAUAAAGAGAAUUCACCUCUUCUGAAAUUCUAAUUUUUUAAAAAAAUGGUUUUCAAACUAGAAAACAUUCUGGAAUUUAGCAACUAAUAGGUUUCACUGGUCAGUAAAUACUGGAAAAAAAAGACUUGAAAUUGCAUGAAAUUUAAAUUUUGAGCUUGAAAAGUUGAUAUAUUGCUGCUAGGGAAAAUGAAGAAUAUAGCUUACAUGAUGGUUUUUCUAUAUUUCAAGGAAUGUUGGUUGUAGCAAAUGUCUUUCCUGAUAAAACAUGCUGCAUAUUUGUUUGAAAAUUGUGCAAAGUAAAUAGUAGAAAUAUGUCAAAUAUUGUAAGUUGAAAUAAAGUUAUGCAUUUUAAAUAUU